This is a messenger RNA of Megalopta genalis, 3174 nucleotides long. RefSeq lists its product as uncharacterized. The record is from RefSeq and is a predicted model, not a curated record. Gene Ontology annotation, cellular component: nucleus. Gene Ontology annotation, molecular function: protein binding. Gene Ontology annotation, biological process: regulation of transcription by RNA polymerase II. Lineage: Eukaryota; Metazoa; Arthropoda; Insecta; Hymenoptera; Halictidae.
AGAAAAGGAGCGAGAGAGCUCGACGUGCUCGAGUCGAGGAGCGAGGCGAGGGGAAGGGGCGGCGAAAAAGCGGAAGAAGACUAUUGUGGCCUUAGCAGGGGUGACCCCAAAUGGUUCGGACGAGCAAUUUCGGAGCUCGGACUGGUGCAGAGAAUUUACUGGCGAGAGAGAGAGAGAGAGAGGAACCGGACGAUCCCGAAUCGUCGGGCGCUUACCUGCUGAAGUGAAUGGCGCUAGAAAAAGAACCGUCACGAUGAGGUAGCAGAACACACCGGCCCGAACGUCUCGCAUUUUCCCGACUGACUUUCCGUCUUCCUUCGUUUCCUUCCUUCGUUCACGUGCUGGCUAUCGGUCAAGGUACAGUUCACGAUCACAUAAUAAACAAUUUUCUCGGCGCAGAUCCGUUCGCGGCGAGAGAGCUGCUCUGUUUGCCACUUACUCCGGCUCGGCUCGGCGUUCGCGCCGCCUAGCCUCUCCUCGGGGCCCGACGGAGAAAAAGAAGAAGCACGUAUGCUCGCCGCGAUUUGAUCCUAUGCGAACGGGGGAAGACCUGGACAACAAUGUGCGCGUCUCUCCCGGCGGCAACGCGUGCUCGUCCCGUGAAGCUUAGCAGGCGAAUCGCGGGGCUGGAUGAUCAACAGGCGACCGUGAACCGGCUCAUCGCCGAUCGGCCCGGCCGUCACCACUUUUGACAGAUAAAUGCUAGGCCGCGCCGUCGAACGCGUUCAAUCAUCUGUUAUUAAACGACCAUUUGCUAUUAUCGAAACCAAUUGCCGGUCGACCGCUCGAAACAACGCUACCGUCGACCAAUCGAUCCAUCGAGAUAUCUCGAGAACGAGACGGCGCUUGCGCUACCCCAAUGCCGCCAACAUUCGAUCCUCUAUCCGGCAGAAAACUUGCGUUUCAAGACAGUAUUUUCGAACGAUCAAAUUUUAUAACAAAUUAUGAUAGAAAAUAAUUGAUCUUGGUUAUCAAAAUAAAUUCGAAGGCUCGCCCAUGAAUUUUUCAUAUUUUUACCAACCGUAUUUAUGGUACAAACAUUUAGUACUACCAACGACGCGACUCGUUUUCCUAGAUCGGCCAGGAAAAUAAUCGUACCUCGAAGUACACGAAACUUACAAAUUUUUAGAUACCUUUUUUAAAAGCUGACAGAGGUCGAAGAUGUUAUUGUUCAAUAAUAUACAAUUAUUGUCCAAUCUAUAGAACGUAUAAACUCGAAAAGAGUCGCAACGCGGCAACUCGAAGCUCUCAAAUCGUUCAGGAUAAUAAUUCGACAACCCUUUUCUAAACAGGCAGAAAUCGAAGAAGCUGUUGGCGUCCAGGAAAGAACGAUCGCUUCGAGAACGUCUAGACCGGAGAAGGGAACUUGGCUACGAGUUUGGAAGGGUCCUUUCGCGCCGGAGGAUCGUUCCCCCCAAAAUUUUGCCCGCGCUUUCCGCAGGGUCUCUCUCCCCGGGGUCGUUGGUGGUUUUAUUUUUGGAGCAAGUCUCCGUGCCGGUAGUUGGCCUGCUACCUGGCAGAUAACGCUAGCAGCUGUCUGGCGGAAAUCGAUUGCUAUACAGAGUAUUUUUAAAAAGCGGGAUCCCCACUCGGUCGAGUAAGUUUUCCCGAAAAGUGCCCCGGGGACUCGUUUCGGCUUCCUCUUCGGCUUCCUGCUCGGCGCCGCGUUUUUCGUGCGGAAUCGAGGCGGCGCGGGAUCGUCGGUGUCCGGUUACAGGUCCUUGGAACGUAAACGAAUGCGGCACGUGUCAUGGCGAGUAGCGGUGUGAUAAACGAAAGUCGCGAAGCCUGAACCGUUUCGCAGCGUGAUCGGAGUGCCGCUGAUCAAUUAGAAUCGCCGCGAUGAUGGAGGAGACGGUGUUGAGCCUGAAGUGGCAGAGUUUCUCUUCCCAUUUGGCGGUCUCCCUGGACACAUGCUACGAGAAGCAACAAUUUGUAGACCUUUCGCUCGUGUGCAAAGACGGGACGAUCAUAAAGUGUCACAAGAUGGUGUUGGCCAACGCGAGCACGUUCUUCCGACGGCUGCUGGUCGCCAACGACCAUCCGCACCCCAUGAUCAUUUUGCACGACAUCGAGGCCGACGACCUGAAGACCAUCGUCAACUUCAUGUACUGCGGUGAGAUACAAGUGGUUCAGAGUGAGGUUAGACGAUUGUUGAAGCUCGCCGAAAUCUUGGAGGUCACCGGCCUAAAGCAGAUACAGACCAAGGUGCUCGGUGGAGAGACCUACAACAACUCGUCGCACGAGCCGGCCCGGAAGACCGCCACGGUGUCGCGGUCGAAGAACGAGGAGACCAAAGGACUGCUCGCCAAAACCGUACCCGAAUCCGAGCCCGGCACCUCUAGGUCCCAAAUCAAGGCUUGCCCUACCACCAGGUCUCUCUCCGCCUUACAGAAAUCUGGGAUCAAAGCUCAGGAGGUUGGUAAGAAGAGCAAAGAGAAUAUGAAUCUGUUGAGUCAACGGUUGGAGACCGGUAAGUCUGGAAUCAGUAUUUUGGAUGCCCACGAUAUGCCUAGCACCAGCAGGGGCAUUCCCGAUCAACCUCCUCAGAGGAGAAAGGAGCCCCCUGGUCCCGUUAUUAGUUGGCCUAGGAUACUCUCGGAGAUCUCCAAGGAUCACCCUCUGCCCAAAAAGCUCUGUAUCAUGGACGAGGUUGAGAUCACCGCUGGGAAACCUCCUCCGGUUCCUCAGGACUCCGUGAGGAACGAACCUCUGGACAGGAGAAAACAGGGGACAGGUUCGGAGGCUAUUCAGACCAUGAACUGCGCGGUAUACAUAAAAGAUGAAUUAGAUAUAUGUCACGAGCUGGACGAAGACGAAGACAUGGACCCUCUGGAAGUAGAAGAACUGGAGAACGAAAGUCCCGACGAGAUCCCGGGUCACUCUCGAAGGUUUUCUUACACAAACAUCGAUCAGAUCUAUAACACAGGCUCCCUCCCAGAAUUCCCACCUAGAAAGGGGUCGAACGGUUAACGUACAAAGUAAUAUGCGACCAAAAACUAACAAGAACCACGCGUCGGAGGACGAUGCUUAUACAGAAUAAGAAUUGUUUUCUUGGUUGCAAGUCUUUUCUGCAAGGAUAUAAAUGUGUACAUGUUAAGCAUAAUCUACCACCUUGUUCGUUACUUUGUUACACAGUCCUGUUUCUUUUCUAAUAAACCAGUUCAACCUGAA